This is a messenger RNA of Macrosiphum euphorbiae (potato aphid), 738 nucleotides long. The record is from the annotation of a GenBank genome assembly. Lineage: Eukaryota; Metazoa; Arthropoda; Insecta; Hemiptera; Aphididae.
AUGAAUUCACUGUCAGAUGAGUUUUCGUCACUUCUAUCAAAUGCACUUACCAGUCUAGGACACGAGCGACUAUUCAACAUUGCUUUUGUAUUCACUGUUGAAACUGGCUUUAUUCCAACUACUCUAGCAGAACAUUUUGACUCAACAAAUUCAAAUAUUAAAUUAGCUAAAAUGGUAAACAAUAUGCCACUAAAUUCAUUUUGGCAUAAAAAUCAUAAUAUUUUUAACGCUGAGCUAGUAAUGUCUAAUCAGUUAUGCCAUUUGACUGGUGUUCCUAAUCAUGAUUCAUUAAUUAUAACAUUAAGUUUUUCAAAUGUAUCUAAAUGCAUUUAUUUUGAAAUUGACGAAAGCAUUUCCAGUAUAAAUACAGAACAUGUAUUUAAUUUGUCUUUAAAAUAUAAAGAUUUGGUUAGCGUUCCAAUCAAAUGUGCCAUAUUGGAAAUCACUGUUGGUCAAUAUCCUGGUUUGUGCGGAAUACCUGAGGAGUUGAUUACACAUAUUGUAACAAAACUAAACAACCCCUCUGAUUUGUAUGAGCUGAUGAGAUGCUGUAAAAAAAUUUAUCAUUCAGUGAUAGACAAUCAGUUCUUAUGGAAAACUAUAGUGGUCGAAAAUUAUAGUCACGAAGCAGUGGUAUCUCAUCUAAUACGAGAUCCAAUUUUGGAUUGGAGACUUGUGUUUUAUGAAUUUAAUAGAUUAAAAUCUAAUAGAAGAGUAGUCGAUAUAAUAAGAGAGUGA